AUGGCUAGUCCUGCUGUGCUAGCUUUCGAUGCUGAGGGCCGCCCAUUGAAGUUUGAGAUCUGGCUCGAUGACUUGCACCUAUUCCUCCAGCUCACUGCCAAGGAGGAUAUAUCACUGUACGAUCACGCGCUAGGCCAUGCUGCUGCCCCUGCUGCUACUGCUGACAACCUGUCAGCUUUCUCCACAGUCGCUGACCUCAUCACGCACCUCCGCACUAGUGAGGCCCGCUUCCGUGCCGCUAUGCCCGCUGAGUUUCUUGCAACCCACCCCCCCCCGCUCUGGCUCACUCUCUACCACCUGGUCACCCGUCUCCCUGACUCUCUUCGUGCGGUCAGGGACCACUUCCUCGCUCGCUGCCCCACUGAGCUCACCGCUGACCUGCUCGAGAAGGAACUGCUUGCAGCUGAGACUAGCAUAGUCGCUGUAGCUGCCUCUCGUGGCGACCCCCGCACCCCGUUCUUCGAGGGGUGUUCCCCUUCCCCCCUUCUCCCCUCUGUCGCCUCUGCUGCUGCUGUCGACCUCGUUGGUACUGAGCAGGUCGGGACUGCGUCCGCUCCGAGCUGGCGCCGCAGCGGCAAGGGCAAAGGGGGCAAGGGAGGUGGAGGUGACGGCGGGGGAGGCGGUGGUGGGGGCGGUGGAGGCGGUGGGGGCGGUGGCGGGGCUGGAGGGGCUAGUGGCAGCGGUGGGGGUGGUGGAGGCAGCGGCGGAGGAGGCGGCCGGGGUGGGGGCGGUGGUGGGGGCGGCGGUGGACGCGGCGGCGGCAGGGGCGGUGGUCGAGGUGGUGGCGGCGGCGGUGGUGGCCGUGGAGGCGCUGGCAGUGGCCAGAGCCAGCAGCACACUCCGUCGCCCCAGGAGCUUCGUGAGUGUGGAGAGGGUGCUCAGUACCUGCGUGUUCCGCCCGACCCGGGCAUUCGGACCAGUGAGGCUGCCGCUCUAGGUGCUAGUGCGUCUGUUGCCCCAGGUGCUGGUGAGGCUGCUGCUCUAGGUGCUAGUGAGUCUGCGCCCCCUGGUACUGAGUCUACUGCGGCACUGCACACCUUCACACUGGACUCAGGUGCUUCUCGCUGUUUCUUUCGUGACCGCACUGCCCUUGAGCAGCUUGCUCGGCCAGUUGCAGUCUCCCUCGCUGACCCCUCUGGGGGUCCGGUCAUUGCGACCUCCUCCACUGUCCUUCCUUGUCCUGCGGUCCCGUCGGGCACACUGUCAGGUCUCCACCUCCCCUCGUUCUCUACGAACUUGGUGGCGGGUUGUGCGCUCCAGGACGGGGGUGUCCACCAGUUCACCCCUGCCUACGAGCGCGUGACACACUGCACGUGUGCUCGGACGGGUCGUCACCUGGCUACCUUCACUCGGCAGCCGGGGUCGGACCUGUACACACUGACCACUGAGUCCCCUCAGGUAGCUGCGUCUGCGUCUGCGUCAGGUCAGCUGUCGGCCCCCUGCUCGUGUCGCUCUCUAGCGCACGAGACCAUCCUCUGGCACCACCGCCUUGGUCACCCGUCAGUGCAGCGCCUUCGUGGCAUGCACAAACGGUACCUUGUCUCUGGUCUUCCCAGGGUUCUCCCUCCCCUCCCACCCUCGCCUGCUCCUACCUUUCUUCCCUGUGUCGAGGGGCGGCAGCGCGCCGCUCCUCACACCUCCUCGUUUCCCCCGACGACUGCUCCCUUGCAGACGCUCCACAUGGACGUGUGGGGCCCAGCCCGCGUCCGUGGCCAGGGUCAGGAGAGGUACUUCCUGAUCGUUGUUGACGACUACUUGCGCUACACCACGGUCUUCCUCUUGCGCACCAAGGGUGAGGUCCCUGAUGUUUUGAUCCCUUGGAUCCGCGCUUCUCGUCUCCAGCUCAGCGAGCGUUUCCACUCGGACUUUCCUGUCCUGCGUCUGCACUCUGACAGAGGUGGUGAGUUCUCCUCCGACCUCUUGGCAGCCUACUGUGCGGAGCACGGCAUCCGCCAGUCGUUCACGCUUCCGGCCUCUCCACAGCAGAAUGGGGUUGCUGAGCGCCGCAUUGGCUUGGUCAUGGAGGUCGCUCGUACCUCCUUGAUCCAUGCGGCUGCCCCCCACUUUCUGUGGCCGUUUGCGGUCCGAUACGCUGCGCAUCAGCUCAACCUCUGGCCCCGUGUCUCCUUGCCGGAGACUUCACCGACACUGCGUUGGACGGGAGAGGUUGGCGAUGCGUCGCGUUUUCGGGUCUGGGGAUCUCGAACUUUUGUUCGCGAUACGUUCGCGGACAAGCUCUCCUCCCGCGCUGUUCCUUGUGUCUUCCUUGGCUUUGUCCCGGACGCGUCUGGUUGGCAGUUUUACCACGCCACCUCGCGCCGUGUCCUGCCCUCUCAGGACGUCACUUUUGACGAGUCCGUGCCCUACUACCGCCUCUUCCCCUACCGCACUGCCCCGCUCCCCCCCCCCGCCUCUUUUCCUCGCGCCAGGUAG
Closterium sp. Naga37s-1 is the source of this 2433-nucleotide messenger RNA. NCBI's taxonomy places the organism in Eukaryota, Viridiplantae, Streptophyta, Zygnematophyceae, Desmidiales, Closteriaceae. The record is from the annotation of a GenBank genome assembly.